AUGGCGGUGUCUCAGCCCAGCAGAUCAAGAGACCUGGACAAGCUCCUGUUACGCCCCGGCCAAAUUGUUGGCCCUAACUUUGCACCCGGCGAAGAACUGAGGGAGGACAUAAAGGAAUGUAUGAAGAUUUUGGUGGUGGGAGCAGGUGGGCUGGGCUGCGAGUUACUGAAGGAUCUGGCUUUAACUGGGUUCAAGAAGCUGGAUGUAAUCGAUAUGGACCGCAUCGAGGUCACCAAUCUUAACCGGCAGUUCCUUUUCAGGCUUGAAGAUGUAGGAAAGCCAAAGGCUGAAGUAGCUGCAAAACGAGUCAUGGAAAGAAUUAAUGGUGUACAUAUUACACCACAUUUCUGUCGCAUUGAAGACAAACCAUUGGAUUUCUAUAGUGAUUUUGGCAUAAUUGUCCUUGGGCUUGAUUCGAUUGAGGCUCGGAGCUACAUAAAUGAAGUGGCUUGUGGAUUUCUAGAAUAUGAUUCUGAUGAUAACCCUCGAGAGGGUACUAUCAAACCAAUGGUGGAUGGUGGCACUGAAGGGUUCAAGGGCCAUGCCAGGAUAAUACUUCCAGGAAUUACACCUUGUUUUGAGUGUACAAUUUGGCUAUUUCCUCCACAAGUGAAAUUUCCUCUCUGUACCUUAGCUGAAACCCCAAGAACUGCUGCUCAUUGUAUUGAAUAUGCCCAUUUGAUUAAAUGGAAUGAGGUUCAUGGUAGCAGAAGUUUUGAUCCAGAUAACCCUGAAGACAUUCAAUGGGUUUAUUCAGAGGCUCUCAAGAGGGCUGAACUUUUCGGAAUUCAAGGAGUUACUUAUUCUUUGACUCAGGGUGUGGUGAAAAACAUCAUUCCUGCCAUUGCUUCUACCAAUGCUAUCAUCUCAGCUGCUUGUGCUCUGGAGACCCUAAAAAUCGUUUCCGAUUGCAGCAAGACAUUGUCGAAUUACCUAACGUAUAAUGGAGUCGAAGGUCUUCAUACCAAAGUUACAGAGUUUGUAAAGGACAAGGAUUGUCUUGUUUGUGGUCCUGCCGUUCUAAUUGAGUUGGAAAAGUCUGUUACUCUCGGAAAGUUCAUCGCUCAACUGGAAGAUCAGCCUCGGCUGCUCCUUACCAGAGUGAGUGUUACACACAGAGGGAAUAACUUGUACAUGCAGGCGCCUCCUGUACUAGAAGAGAUGACCCGGUCGAACCUAGAUUUGCCCCUUUUCGAUCUAAUGGGUGGAAUAUCUGAGGAUAUUGUUCAUGUUAAUGGGAUGGCUGGCAAAGGUGACAAGAAGCAAUCUUGUUUGAGGAAAUUACGAGUCUUGUUCAGGGGAACUGAUGGAGUUGCUGAUAUCGAUAUGGCUGGCGGGGCAUGA
Messenger RNA from Striga hermonthica, 1344 nucleotides. The record is from the annotation of a GenBank genome assembly. NCBI's taxonomy places the organism in Eukaryota, Viridiplantae, Streptophyta, Magnoliopsida, Lamiales, Orobanchaceae.